Messenger RNA from Stegastes partitus (bicolor damselfish), 1765 nucleotides. It is a transcript of the gene ak8, whose product is annotated as adenylate kinase 8. NCBI's taxonomy places the organism in Eukaryota, Metazoa, Chordata, Actinopteri, Pomacentridae. Gene Ontology annotation, biological process: nucleobase-containing compound metabolic process. The transcript is spliced from 15 exons. Gene Ontology annotation, molecular function: nucleobase-containing compound kinase activity; ATP binding. The coding region runs from base 82 to 1593 and encodes 503 amino acids. The record is from RefSeq and is a predicted model, not a curated record.
UUUAAAACGAGACGCUUGUGUUUGAAGCCUCAGAGAAAAAAUCACGAACUACAGUCGGGAGGAAAGAGCUCCGUCCUGCUGAUGGAUGAGACGGUGAAGCCUGUGAGGAUUCCUCCUCAGAUGUUCGUCUACGCCGACAAACACAACGUGACACACCUGGUGCAGACUCUGGUGUCCGACCUGCUGAUCGAUCAGCCUGAUGAUCCGAUCUCCUUCCUGAUCGAUCGGCUGCAGAGGACCAGCGUGGAGGUUCCCAGGGUUCUGCUCUUCGGGCCGCCUGCUGUCGGUAAAACCACUGUGGCUACGCGGCUGAGUGCUGAGCUGAGAGCUGUUCAUGUAGCCGCUGACCAAUCAGAGCUGAGCUCACGGACCGAGCAGGAGGUCAAUAAGGAGGUUCACACAUUCAUCAAGGGGCCUAUCGAUGCUGUUCAUGAGGUUUUUCAUGUUCUUGAGGAAGUUCUAGUCACAGAGGAGGUUCCAGCGACUCCAGAGGUUCAUUCUUUGAGUGGUUCUAGUGGCUUCAGAACCAGAACUAGCUGCUGUUCACAUGAUCUGAGGUGUGUGUGUGUGUGUGUGUUCCAGGGCUGGGUGCUGGUCGGGUUCCCUCGGACUCGUCUGCAGGCUCUCAGUCUGCAGCAGCUCGGCGUUCUACCAGAACACGUUGUGCUGCUGACGGCUCCGGAUGAAGUUCUGCUGCAGCGGUUUCAGGGCCGACAGGUGGACCCUCUGACUGGAGACGUCUACCAUCACACCUUCAUCAGACCUGUCGAUGAUGUCGUUGCUCGCCGCCUGGAGGAGGGGCGGGGCCUGUCAGAGGAGCAGCGACUAGCUGAGCUGCAGUGUUUCCGCCGUGAGGUCACAGGCAUAAGCUCCGCCUACCAGCACGUCCUGAAGGUCGUCAACGGCGACCAACCACACGCUGACGUCUACCAGCAGGUGUUGGACUUCGUUCAGACCCAGCGCCGCUCCAGAACCCCCAGAAUCCUCCUGCUGGGUCCUCCAGGUUCUGGGAAGAGUCACCAGGCCCGACUGCUGUCACACAAAUACAAGAUGGUGGACGUGUGCUGUGGGUGCCUGCUGAGGUCCGUAGCAGCCGACGGGUCCGCUGUGGGACAACAGAUCCAGCCGUACCUGGAUGAUGGUCGUCCAGUUGCAGACUCGCUGGUUCUGCAGGUUCUUCAGGAACGUCUGAGCCGGAUGGACUGCACCUAUAGAGGCUGGAUCGUGCACGGGUUCCCCUGGGACCUGCAGCAGGCCAAGAACCUGCAGGAGUCGCAGCACCAGCCCAACAGAGUUUUCUUCCUGGAGUUGACAGAUGACGUUUGUUUGGAGAGAAUCACUCUGAGAGCAACAGACCCAGUCAGUGGACAGAGGUUCCACACUGUGACUCGACCCGCUCCGAACUCUGAGGUCCAGAACCGACUGCAGACCAGACCUGAAGACAAAACCCACACUGUAGCACACAGUCUGAAACAGUACAGGAACCACAGUGCUGCCCUGCAGUCUGUGUAUCCAGAUGCCGUUCAUAUAGAUGCUGAUCAAGAUCCUCACUCUGUGUUUGAGGCUGUGGAGAGCAAACUGACAGCCAACUGACUCACCUGGACUCACCUGGACUCACCUGGACUCACCUGGACAGCGUGAAGCCUCCAUUUUAUCCUCAAUGUUCUUGGAUUGUUUUGGAAAAAAGACACAUAUUUUCUUUUUUUGUGUCUUUUUGUGGAGGUUUUGUGUUUCUGUUGUCAGUAAACUAUUGAUGUUAAAGAGA